Pleurotus ostreatus (oyster mushroom) is the source of this 1041-nucleotide messenger RNA. RefSeq lists its product as uncharacterized. The coding region runs from base 1 to 1041 and encodes 346 amino acids. Lineage: Eukaryota; Fungi; Basidiomycota; Agaricomycetes; Agaricales; Pleurotaceae. The transcript has 15 exons. The record is from RefSeq and is a predicted model, not a curated record.
AUGUCUACCAACAAAAUGCAAUAUGUUAGGCUAGGUAAAUCCGGACUCAAAGUGUCCAAGAUCAUCCUUGGGUGCAUGUCCUAUGGUACACCCGAGUGGCAAAAGUGGGUGCUGAAUGAAGAAGAAGGCAUCAAACAAAUCAAGUUUGCAUACGAACAUGGCAUCCAAACUUUUGAUACCGCGAAUGUCUACUCCAACGGCCAAUCAGAAAUCGUGCUAGGCAAGGCGAUCAAGCAGCUUAACCUCCCCCGAGACGAAAUUGUAGUUAUGACGAAGGUAUACGGUGUUGUAGGUCGAGAGCCUGGCUUCAUGGGAUUUGGAAAGUCCGAUUUGGAUAACUUGGGCUAUGUCAAUCAAUAUGGCCUCAGUCGGAAGCACAUAUUCGAGAGCGUGAAGCACAGCCUCGAAAGGCUUCAGCUUGAUUACAUCGAUGUACUCCAAUGCCACAGAUGCGAUCCCAACACCCCCUUUGAAGAAACGAUGCAAGCGCUUCAUGAUGUCGUCAAGGCAGGCUAUGUGCGAUACGUUGGCAUGAGCUCGUGCUACGCGUGGCAAUUCCACGCGAUGCAAAACUACGCGAUAAACAAUGGCUUGACGCCGUUCAUCUCUAUGCAGAACCACUACAACCUUCUCUACCGCGAGGAAGAGAGGGAGAUGUUCCCUACGUUGAAGCACUUCGGCGUUGGAUCUAUUCCCUGGUCUCCGCUGGCCCGGGGCAAGUUGACUAGACCUAUUUCUUCCCAAGUUCAGACAGAGAGGUCGCAGAGUGACCUCUGGCUGUCUCUGUACGACGGCGCCUUGGGAACAAAAGAUAUCGUGACGAACGUCGAGGCGUUAGCAAACAAGAAGGGCGUAAGUAUGGCCCAAAUUGCCAUCGCAUGGGCUCUCUCUAAAGAAGGAGUCACCGCUCCCAUCGUUGGAACUACAAGUCUCAAGAAUCUGGAAGAUAUUCUCGGGGCUAUUGACGUGAAGUUAACGGAGGAAGAAAUCAAGUCGCUGGAGGAGCCGUACAAAGCCCAGGCUGUUGCAGGCCAUCAGUAG